UGCACGGUUAACCUCGCGAUGCUGCCUAGGGUCUACAUAGAGUGCCGGUACCGGUAUAUGGAGCUCUCAUGGCCAUGACACGCCGCCGCCGCCGUGGCGGAAUCGUCAUGGAAAUCCCUAAGUCGCGACAUCUCUUCAUUUGCUUCCAUGGAGUUGAGGACCCUCAAACCUCGGCGAUCCACUUCAAACCUCCUUUGCUGCCCCUUGCAAGCCAAUCAUUCUCCACAUAUAUUGCUGUCCUCUUCUUUCACAAGUGCACCCCUGUAACCCUUGCGCCAACUAACUCGAAGGUGUCCCCUUCACUUCACGAUCACAACAUCCACAACAGCUUCAACAGCCCACACGCACCAUCCGCCCCACGUCACCGACUGUCGUUUCCCUUUCGCUUUCUUCGUGUCCAGCUAUGCUCCUAGGUUUCCGCACCCGAGCAAGACGGCUUACCAAUUCGUACGUCUUCGGCCGAAUACCAUUCAUAAACCUCCUACUCCUCGGCCUUCAGCUUUUCGGAAUAAGCCAUGUCUCGUGGAACUUCUCGGCGCACUUCGACGCAAAGCCCAUGUUGACCACGAUGAUCACCAACUCGAUCCUCAACGGAAUAGCCGACACGGUAGCACAGACGGUAUCGGCCUACCGCAGACGCCACGCCGGCGUCGCCCCCGCGAACCCCAAAAAGGUCGACCGCGUGUCCAUCGAGAUCCACGAGCUCGGCGAGAAGUCGCUUCCUACGCACCGGGCGGAGCUCUUCGCCGCCCCGCAUUUCGACGCCGACCGCCUGGUGCGAUACAUGGCCUGGGGAUUCCUGAUGGCCCCCAUCCAACUCGCCUGGUUCGCUUGGCUAUCCGACGUGUUUCCGACUACCGAAGGGCACCAGACGGCAGCGGUGAUGUGGCGCGUGCUGCUGGACCAGGUGGUGUUCUCGCCGAUCAGUUUGGCGGCGUUCUUCGUGUUCAUGGGGGUGUGCGAGGGUGGCGAUAUGAAGGCUAUGCGGAGGAAGAUGAAUGUUGUGUUUAUGCCCUCGUUGAAGUCUAACUAUGUCCUUUGGCCCGCGGUGCAAAUCAUCAACUUUCGCCUGGUUCCCCUACAAUACCAACUCCCAUUCGCGUCGACGAUAGGAAUCUGCUGGACAACCUACCUGUCGUUGAAGAACGAGGCGGCGGAUGCACUGCUGUGAUGGCGCGGUGGGAGUGAGUGAGUGGUAGUGGCGAUGUCGCACAUCUACAUUUCAAAAGGGACAUGGUGCAUUUGUUUCGGAUAUCAACAGCUUCUUAUUUCUUUCUUCUACAACCGUGUUAUUGCAUUCUGUUCGGAUUUCACUGUAUAAUACUUGCCUAUAAUAGACGGGGAGUGGUUGGAGAUGAUUCUUUCGGAGGGGCACAGUGGGCGUCGUCUGUGAGACCAUGGGUGCACUGCCCCGCCACACAGCGGAUGAAGAGUCUAUCGAAGAGGAUCCGCUUGAUAGAGCACCAUAUCACAG
Molecule: messenger RNA, 1474 nt
Organism: Tricharina praecox
Lineage: Eukaryota; Fungi; Ascomycota; Pezizomycetes; Pezizales; Pyronemataceae
Exons: 6
Coding region: 404-1171 (255 amino acids)
Cellular component (GO): membrane; cytoplasm
Source: RefSeq, a predicted model, not a curated record